Molecule: messenger RNA, 3762 nt
Organism: Patiria miniata (bat star)
Lineage: Eukaryota; Metazoa; Echinodermata; Asteroidea; Valvatida; Asterinidae
Exons: 1
Coding region: 554-1462 (302 amino acids)
Source: RefSeq, a predicted model, not a curated record
UGAGAUUCCCAUGAUUUGACGGUGACAUUUACUUGAUCAGGCGCCGCUCCGAAAAGUAUCCGAUUUCGUAACGCCACUUUGCACAUGCGCAUAAGGUCGGCUUACAAGGCACGCCUGCGUAUGCAGCGCUACCUCGAACAGCGGAAUAAUACAUGAGUUGCUAUAUUGGGUCUGGCAGCCGUCGCACGACUGUGGUCACGUACUGAACGCGAGACAAGAGACAUGCCGCAGCACGUCCAAUGAGCGAUUUUAAAAUUAGUAUGCAGAAUGGCACGGUUAGCGGUCGAUGAUAAAAAUGGGAUGUCUGCUCCGAGAUGACUCAGUCCAGCCGCUGAUACUCCUACGCACUCAAUACUGACAUUUAUCACUGGAGCCAGAGUCAUUAUAAGCAACGCGGACACAUAACUGGCGAAACACUGCUGCGAAGGUGUGUGCGAGUCUUGGACGAUUCUCAGCACAUUUGUAAUUCGGUGCCUGGGCUGUUGCAGCGUCUAACAGUCUAGCGGACUACUCGUACCAGGUGUACAUCUUAGAUUGUUUCUGUCACCACAUCAUGCCUUCAGUGCAAGACGUGCUAGCCCAGCAAGCCCGUGACGAGCGACUCAGCCUAUACAGCUCCCCAACUUUCUGCCGGCGUAGUCGACUAGACAACGAACUAGUUCGUGAAAAACCGGACGAUUUUGGCUGGCUUCGGGCCUUCGAUCCCAAACGGUGCUGCUCCACCAAAUCACCAACUUCCAUCAUGGCGACGAAGGGACACACUAGGCCGUCCUCUGCGUCCUGCGUGACUGGACGCGCGCGUAAACCCUCAGACGCGGACUCGACGUCCUUCAGCGAGAAGGAUCUGGCAUCGAGAGAGCCGGCAAUUGACGACAAAUCACCCACGACCUAUACCCUCCUCUCACGCCGGCGCAACCAACGUCCAGUCUCCCUUGUCAUGGACAAUCACAGAUCCCUGAGUAGCCUAGACGUCAACUCCAACGACAACCAAGCUUUGGAGAAAGAUGACUUUAAGGCGUCCACGGGAUCGCCUCGUACUAAGGCCUUCCUAGCUGUGGAACGAAGUGCAGUUGAAAGUCUUAGCAAGAGCUGUGGUGACUUGAGACACGGUGACCUGGAAACCCCGCCCUUUGUUAGACAGUUUCACCAACACCCUCUUCACGGCAUGCCCGACCCACUGCGAUGCCCUAGUCACCUGUCGCUCUGCUCCGUGCAGGUCUCAAGCCCCACCCAAACAGACUCACACGCUGGUAGUAGAGUAAGUCUUCUCUCUGAGGGUGUUGACUCGUACGAGGGACUCUACGAGCGAGCCUAUAAAGCCACCUACGUCUUCGGAUCUCAGGAGCUUCCGAAUGUCCGAGAAAGCAAGGAGGAGAGAGCUCGGAUGGUCAGAGAGUGGCUAGCAAAACAAGAAGAGACUGAAGAAUCGGCCAUCAAUGCUAACGGAUCACCUUCUGUAUAGUCCAACCAACAUCUUAGAACUUGUAGAAGAAACAGUGACUGGAGACACCAGCCCUUAGAAGAAACCUCGGCAUAAAAAACUGACCUCUGUUCUCUAUCCAACUGUUCUGUAUCCAAUUCAUCAGGUAUUAUUGUACUUACUUAAGGGGUAUGUUCCUCUAUUCACACAUAGGAUACUCUGCACCAUAAUGUACCAAUCAAUACCAAUACUUUGCCUGAUCUUUUUAUAUAAAAGAAUGGCGUUUGACUUUGAUAAGGUAAUAAUGUUUAUCAAUUUCAACAGUAUAUGAUGCACUUGGGUAUUUCUCAAAGUUGGUCUCUGUUUUGAACUGCCGUAUAUAGCUAAGGCGAGACAAACAUCAUUUUUAAAACCAUAUCCCACCGAUGUUAUAAUGGCAUCACUAUAUAAUAUUUGUAUACGUCUUUGACAUUAAGAAUGUAAAGAAUGUAUGUAAAUAUAAUUUAUUAUGACGCUGUAUUCCAGAUUUAUGAAACAUGAAUAUUCAUGUCUGGGUGCUACGUGCUUGCUACGUCACUUUCAUCCACCGACAGUAAAUUCGGUGGUUUACAUUAUUAAUGUAAACACUGUAAUCUUUGAGCGACAUGUGUGUAUCAAAAUUCAAGUCGACUAAAAUUGUUCGACAUCUCGCUUUUUGAUCCAAAAAAAAAUGCAAAAAAAAUUCUUAGCAGUCAAAAAGCUUUUGUAGAUAAUCCAAAAAGAGAACUCUUUUACCUAAUGCAAUGUUCAGUGAGACAAUUAAGAUCAUGUGCCCUUUUCAGCUGUGCAUAGCAUCGCUCUUGUAUAUCUUGUCACGUGCAAUUUUACAAGGCGCGUUUUCUUCAUGACAAGACUGUGGUUCUCCAUGCGAUAGAGUGCUGAUUGUGAGUGCUACACGGAAAAUAUCAUUAUAGAUUCACGUUAGCGAGCAAAUAGCGACCACUCUACCCAUGGCGAGAUCUGAUUACGCAGCCAGAACAUCAGCAUCAUUAUUCAUGUAUACAGAUAGGAGUGCGAUCAAAAUCUGCUUUUGAUAACGGGGCGUUUACGAUUGAUUAAAAAAAAAUCAUGAUUUUUCUAAGCAUUGGUGCCUAAGGGCAUAUUUCUUAAGAGGUGAAUAUUGGCCACAUCAUUAUUAUAACUUGUUACCAGUAGACUGAGUCACAUUUCCUAUCAUUUUGUUGGAGCAUUGGUCGAGUUUCAGAAGGCACCAGAUGAUCGGGGUUUUUUUAUUACCGCCGCAAAGGAGGUUAUAUUUUCAUCGGAUUUUGUUGGUUGGUUGGUUGGUUGGUUUGUCUGUUAACAAGAUAACUCAAAAAGUUAUGGACGGAUUUACGUGAAAGAAAUAUUAGGGGUGGUCCUUGGAACAAGUACAAAUCGACAAGAUUUUAGAAGUGAUCCUGAUCUGAGUCUGGAUCCAGGAUUUUUUGAAGGAUUCUUCACCACUAUAUGAGUAUAUCUUUUGGGUAUACAAUAUGGCGGGAAUUGUGAAGCCUUGGCGGAGGUUUGCGCUGUCUGAGUGCUUUCUGGUUGCUAACGAUUUUAGAACAAUUUAUUGUGACUUGAGUCAGAGAUCAUCUUUGUCAAGGUUUAAGCCUUUAAUCUGAAAAAGAAGAAGAAAUUAGAUUGAGGAUAAUACUAAGAAUCUGGCUUGGGCUACGGCUUGCAACACACGCGCCUAUGGAAGCGGCUGUAGCCACUCCCCAUUGACCCGUGUGUUAUUCCCAGCCGUAGUCUCGUAAAUGACGUGACAUAGUUAUCUCUAGUUGACAUUUGAAAUGUAAAUAGAGCGCUUAUCCGCUCUCAACUUGCUCGGUCAACAGGAAUUGUUGACGUUUAACUGCGGAUAUUAUUGAGGCUGAUUUGCUGUUUUUAACAUUAAUUUGGAGGCAAAGACGUCAGUGAAACGCAUUAGACUUGCAUUAAGUCCUUGUUUUCAGUUUCACAAGUACUAUUGAUUUUAAAGUUUUGAGCUAUCAGUUCCUAUACCAUAUGUGAUUGUUUUUUUUCCACCUAGGUUUAAUUAAGCAAGACGGGAUGAUUGUCUUGAUUAACAUUGACUUCAGAUAUGAUUUCGUCUUUAAAUUUAAUUGCCAUUUUAUGAAUUUUGAUAAUUAAGUGAAAUGCAUAGUAGAUUUGUAUAUAAUUAUGUAUCGCGUUUUUCUUAUUUGCUUUUCACCAGCACUGAUUUAUUUAAAUACCAAUGUACAUUUUAACUUUCUUUUAAUGAUUGUAUAUAUUUAUUACUUCAACAAAGUUUAAGUAGCUGGCCUACUUUCAAAUGAAAAUAUCAAAUUUAAAAU